This is a messenger RNA of Momordica charantia (bitter melon), 1486 nucleotides long. RefSeq lists its product as uncharacterized. The record is from RefSeq and is a predicted model, not a curated record. NCBI's taxonomy places the organism in Eukaryota, Viridiplantae, Streptophyta, Magnoliopsida, Cucurbitales, Cucurbitaceae.
GUUCCCUGUACAAGUCCCACGGUGGUUUGAGGUCGCACUUUGGCAACUCGCUCUGGUUAUCUCGUGUGACUGACCUUAGCUCGGCGGAUAUCUGCAUCAACAUAAUACAAGUGAGCUACCUCUCUCAUUGUCAAUUAGUUUUAAGAUGUAACUCCAUGAAUAUUGACAGAGCUCGAAAGUUCAAACGUGCAUCCAGUUUAAAAGGAGGGAAAGAUAACGUUUAUUGCAAUAAUUGGAUGAUUCCAUUUUGAAGCAGGGUAAAGAUUAAAAUCACAAAAGGUUAUUUGAGGACUGUACGUAAAAAAGUAAAUUCCAUCCUCCGAUGUCUAUUUAUACAUAGUAACAAUUUGUGGUUGUUCUAAGAAAACACAUCAAAGGAGGGACUUGAAUUUUAGUGAAGAUAUUCAAAGACAUGAAGGGGCUUGUCUUCAUCGCUUUCCUCUCACUUCUAUUGAUUGGAAGUACCAUAGAGUCAAGACGUGAGCCAGGAGAUCGUAAGUGGAGAAAUGUGAUAAAAGAUGAGUCGAUAUUGCCUCAAGCAAAUAACUAUGAUGAUUCAAAGCCUCAUCUGGAGAGUGGAGAGCCUCUUUUUAAAGAUGUAAAACUUCAAUCAAACUUCUGGAACACUCGUGAAAGUGGGGAGCCUCUCUUUAAGGAUGUAAAGUCUCAACCAAAUUUCUGGUAUACUCGUGAAAGUAGAGAGCCACUCUUUAAAGAUGUAAAGCCUCAACCAAACUUCUGGAACACUCGUGAAAGUGGAGAGUCUCUCUUUAAAGAUGUAAAGCUUCAACCAAACUUCUGGUACACUCGUGCCCUUAGAGAGCCUCUCUUUAAAGAUGUAAAGUCUCAACCAAACUUUUGGAACAUUCGUGUCAGUGGAGAGCCUCUCUUUAAAUAUGUAAAGCCUCAACCAAACUUAUGGAAUACUCAUGAAAAUCAAGAGCUUYUCUUUAAAGAUGUAAAGCCUCAACCAAACUUCUGGAAUACUCAUGAAAGUAUAGAGCCUCUCUUUAAAGAUGUAAAGCCUCAACCAAACUUCUGGUACACUCGUGAAAGUGGAGAGCCUCUCUUUGAAGAUGUAAAACCUCAACCAAACUUCUGGUUCACACAUGAUGUUAAACCAGAAGAGUCGUCCUCCCGUGAUCAACAAAAACCUCUCUUUAAGCUGGAUAUAAAGCCUCAACCAAAUUUACCAAAACAAGUCAUUUAAGGAUAAGGAUGGGAAUGAGAAUCUUCAAAGUGAAGCCUGAAGACACAUUGAGUGAAGAGUACCUUAAAUGCUGCAAGCAAAUGAAGAAGAUUUAACCGUGAGAUUGGUGGAAUAGUACAUUGUACAUCUAGGCUUGCAUAAUGUUCGUUUUAUCUUGUGUGUGAUGUUCCUAGCCGAUCUUAAUUACGCAACUUGUGUGAUGUUUGUAUGAUAUGUUUUUCUUCCAAAUCCAUGUAGAAUUAUAAUAAAAGAACUCUCUCAAAGUUUCACUUUCCA